GGGUGACACCGUUUCUGUGUUGACACCGUUUGAACAACACGUGCCUGAGAGGAAAAUGUCUGAAAAGAAGUUGUUGGAAUACGAAGGAUGCAAUUUCUUUCGGCCGAGAUUGGUUUUGUCGAUAUUGAGUGGGAAAUCGGUGAGGAUAACAAACAUACGAAGUCGGGACGAUAAUCCGGGAUUACAAGAAUUUGAACUCUCUUUCAUCUCUUUACUGGAGAAAUUGUCAAAUGGUUCUAAAGUUGUCAUUAACGAGACAGGAACGACCAUUCUCUUCCACCCGGGUAUGCUCUCUGGAGGAAGCUUCGAUCACGAAUGCAGCAUAGGCCGAGCCGUUAGCUAUUAUAUUGAACCCCUCUUUUGUUUGGCUCCCUUCGCAAAGAAACCCCUCAAAGUCGUGUUACGGGGAGUCACCCACAAUUUAGAUGAUGCCUCUGUCGAUCACAUGAAGUUCUCCAGUUUACCGGUGCUAAAAAGAUUCUUAGGUACAGACGAGGAUCUUGAACUAAAAAUAACUCGUCGUGGCCCGGCUCCUGACGGAGGGGGUGAAGCAGUGUUUUCCUGUCCUUGUCGACAAAAGUUACGACCAAUCCAAUACACAGACCCUGGAAGGGUGAAGAAGAUUCGUGGAAUUGCUUGGUGCGCCAAAGUGUCUCCAGGGACACUCAACAGAUUAAUGGAAUCUGCCAAAGACGUCCUUUCAGAGUUCAUCCGUGACAUUUACAUCCAUUCCGAUCACUGCAAGGGGAAAGAAUGCGGAAAAUCACCUGGAUUUGGUUUGACCCUUGUAGCAGAGACAACAAAAGGGACCUUCCUAGCUGCUGAGGCUAUUUCAAACCCUAAAGGAUCAGACAAGGGACCAUCUGUUGCUGAAGAUGUCGGCAAAAAAGCAGCUUAUUUAUUAUUGGAAGAAAUAUAUCGGGGUGGCUGUGUAGAUUCUCUUAACCAAAGUAUGGCGGCAUUAUUUAUGGUUCUUGGCUCUCAGGAUGUGUCAAAACUUCAAAUUGGACAACUCACUCCAUACACGAUCGGCGUGAUGAGAUUAAUCAGAGAUUUCUUCAAAGUCUUGUUUAAAGUGGAAGAAGCAAAAGAGGAAGACAGUUACGAUGAAGAAGAAUUAAAGACAGGUGACAAAAGGCUCUUAUUGACCUGUGUUGGGGUCACUUACACAAAUGUUAGCAAACCUAUUUUAUAGAAAGCAUAUUUUUAUAAAUUAAACCAUGAAAAAAACUAUC
Molecule: messenger RNA, 1235 nt
Organism: Octopus sinensis (East Asian common octopus)
Lineage: Eukaryota; Metazoa; Mollusca; Cephalopoda; Octopoda; Octopodidae
Product: RNA 3'-terminal phosphate cyclase-like protein
Exons: 9
Coding region: 56-1195 (379 amino acids)
Biological process (GO): endonucleolytic cleavage of tricistronic rRNA transcript (SSU-rRNA, 5.8S rRNA, LSU-rRNA); ribosome biogenesis
Cellular component (GO): nucleolus
Molecular function (GO): RNA endonuclease activity
Source: RefSeq, a predicted model, not a curated record